Molecule: messenger RNA, 1365 nt
Organism: Xenia sp. Carnegie-2017
Lineage: Eukaryota; Metazoa; Cnidaria; Anthozoa; Malacalcyonacea; Xeniidae
Product: serine/threonine-protein kinase/endoribonuclease IRE1-like
Exons: 3
Coding region: 1-1365 (454 amino acids)
Biological process (GO): protein phosphorylation; intrinsic apoptotic signaling pathway in response to endoplasmic reticulum stress; IRE1-mediated unfolded protein response
Cellular component (GO): IRE1-TRAF2-ASK1 complex
Molecular function (GO): ATP binding; RNA endonuclease activity; protein serine/threonine kinase activity
Source: RefSeq, a predicted model, not a curated record
AUGAGUAAGAGAAACAAAGAGUGGAAAUACAAUGGUGAUUCAACGAAACAUAGAGAAUUGUUUGAAAAAUUGAUUGAAUAUGGACGCAAUCCCAGUGUUGAGGUUAAAGUUGUGGGCAAUGUACGUGUAAUUUUCUCAGACGAAUUUUGCAUUGGCGAAGGAAGUAAUGCAACCCGUGUUUAUCUUGGACUGGGUAAGGAUGGUUUCGGUAAAGCAGUCAAACGAAUACAUCGAGAUAGCUUUAUCCAGCUUGCAGUGCAAGAGCAGAAAAUUUUGAAUGAUAUUAAAGCAAAAAAGUCGAAAUAUGUUGUGAAUUAUUUCGACUUAGACAAAGAUAAUGGAACGGAUUAUGUUUAUUUGAUCUUAGACUUAUGUGAAGAAUCAUUGGAGAGUUUUGUCCAUUCUUCUACUUUGCAUGAUCUUCAAAAAGCUCUUCCUGAUAUUCUUAGACAAAUUUUAAAAGGAUUAGCUGAUCUUCAUAGCGGCCCAAAUCGUAUUCUACAUCGGGAUUUAAAGCCUUCCAAUGUUCUGCGAGACUCAAAAAGCGAAUUUCUGAUAGCUGACUUUGGCAUAAGUCGAAUAAUGAAGAAUGACGCUACAACAUAUAAAAGCAAUUCUUCCAUGGGAACCUUGCAUUGGAUAGCUCCUGAAUCAUAUCGCGAAGAUGAUGAUUUAAUAAACAAAGCGCAUUACAAAAGAAAGUCUGAUGUAUAUAAUGCAGGGAUGGUAGCUUAUUAUGUUGCAACAAAAGGAAAACAUCCUUUUGGAAUUCAACGCUAUAGACUGGACAACAUGCUGAAAGGAGACCCUGUUGGUUUGAAAGAAAUCAAGGAUGAAACACUAAAGGACCUUCUGUCGUGGAUGUUAAAUAUAAAACCUGAAGACAGACCAUAUUCUAACGAAGCAUUAAAGCACCCAUUUCUCAUGUCAGAUGAUGAGAAGUUUGAAAUGUUAUGUGAAGUUGGGAAUCUUCAUCAGAUUGAGACAAAUGAUCUCCAGUCAAGUGUCGUUCAACAAUUGAAUAGCGAAUGCGUACUUUGGAAAAGUCUACUUAAUUGGGAUGUCUAUGAUUAUUUUCGCACGUACGUGAAAAAUGGAAAAAUCAAUAAGGUCCCUUAUACAUCUUCAUGGGCAAAAUGCGUGAGGCUCAUUCGAAAUACUCGCCAGCAUUGGAACAAUCAAGAACGACCUCUACCACAACCAGAACCAUUUUAUAUAAUUGGAGACUACAAGGCGUAUUUUCUCCGAACAAUUCCUAAUCUCCCUGUUCGGGUACAUGCAGCUGUGAGGUCAAGUGAAGAAUUGAAAAAAGAAAGAGAACUCAAGAAGUUUUUUCCUUUUAAUGAAAGCGAACCACAUCAAUAA